This is a messenger RNA of Zingiber officinale, 2040 nucleotides long. Its product is annotated as probable receptor-like serine/threonine-protein kinase At5g57670. The transcript has 7 exons. Bases 196 to 1329 code for a protein of 377 amino acids. The record is from RefSeq and is a predicted model, not a curated record. Gene Ontology annotation, molecular function: ATP binding; protein kinase activity. Lineage: Eukaryota; Viridiplantae; Streptophyta; Magnoliopsida; Zingiberales; Zingiberaceae. Gene Ontology annotation, biological process: protein phosphorylation.
UCUAUCUCUUCUGCGCUUGCGUGCCAAUUUAGCCUUUGCAUUAAAUGCCUCCUUUGCAUUCCUGGGAAAGCAAAGCAUUUCCUUAGCUUUUAUAAACUGAACUGUUUCAAAAGCCAUUAAUGCCAUUCCAUCUUCCCUCUCCUUUGGCCGCCGCCUCCUCCUCCUCCUCCUCCUCUUCGGUUGCAGAGAAAAAGAAUGAGGCAGCUUUACACCCGAAAUGGAAGGCUCAAACGCCUGCUCUCCGCCAUCCGAAUAAGGAGCAACGAACCAGAGUGCCGGGAGGAUGCCUCUGCCGCCACUGCCCCUGUUCCUGAGGUGCUCGACGAGAAACCGCCGGUGAAACCGAGCUGGAGGUGCUUCUGCUACAAAGAAAUCCACAAGGCCACUGACGGUUUUCACAAAGAUAACCUGGUGGGCGUCGGUGGGCACGCGGAGGUGUAUCGGGGCGUGAUGGUGGACGGGCAGGUGAUCGCCGUGAAGAGGCUGAUGAGGGCUUCGUCGGACGAGCAGAGGGAGAAGGAUUUCCUUACCGAGCUCGGCACCGUCGGCCACGUCCGCCACCCCAACGUCUCUGCCCUCCUCGGCUGCUGCAUCGACCGCGACCUCCACUUGAUCUUCGAGUUCUCUUCUCGCGGCUCUGUCUCCUCCAAUCUCCACGACGAGAAUUCACCGCCUAUGGCUUGGAAACUGAGGCACGACAUAGCGUUGGGAACCGCCAGGGGACUCCAUUACCUGCACAAGCAAUGCCAGAGGAGGAUCAUCCACAGGGACAUCAAGACCUCCAACAUCCUCCUCACUGCAAACUUCGAAGCCCAGAUUUCAGAUUUCGGCCUCGCCAAGUGGCUCCCAUCCCAGUGGAUUUACCGCGCCGUCGGACCAAUCGAAGGCACUUUCGGAUGCUUGGCGCCGGAGUACUUCAUGCACGGCAUCGUGGACGAGAAGACCGACGUCUUCUCAUUUGGUGUUUUCCUGUUGGAGAUCAUAUCGGGAAGGAAACCUGUCGAUGGUUCUCACAAAAGCUUGCUCAGCUGGGCGAGGCCUCUUCUGAAUGAUGAUUCCGCAAUUCAAAUGCUGGUCGAUCCGAGAUUAGGAAGUGAUUACGACAUGGGGCAGCUUAAAAGGCUCACCUUUUCGGCCUGUCUUUGUAUCAGAGCGACUGCAGCUUUGCGACCUUCAAUGACUGAGGUAAUGGAGAUCCUGGAAGGCGGUGAGAUUUCACAAGAUCGAUGGAAUGUGCCUGAGGAGGAAGAGGAAGAGGCAUUUUGGGUCUUCGAUGAUCUCGACGAUGAUGACAGUGAUGAUGGUAAUUGCAGUACUCCAUCAGUGUAAAGUUCCCAAAACCAAUUUUAGUAGCACAUUUGCAGAGCAUUAGUACUGAUGCAUAUAACCGUAGUUAGUAAGGUUGACAUUUGUGAGGCUGGUGAUGCAUUAUCUUAAAUUGGUAGGUCAAGGGCUUCACCCCUAAAUUCAUAUCUGACUGCUGUAGAGAUAGGGACAUUGAGGAAGAACAGUUGUUAGAUUUGGCCAACUUUGAGCCAACUGGAAUAGGAUUUUUUUUUCUCUCUUUUGAAUAGGAAAAUGGAGCAGUUCCGAGCAGGUGGCAGGUUGUCUUGACCUGAAAUGACAGAUCGGAUAAAUGAUACUUAAAAUGAAGGCUAAAUGGUAUUUUGAUUAGUGGUGUAUAGCUUUAGGCAGCCUACUGUCUGAUUUUCUGAAGAGCAAAAAAAAGAGUUUACAUAGGUUUAGAAGACAUGUCAUCUAGUAAUAUAUUUUAGCUGGGUUGGGAAUUGUAUGAUCAAUGCCAUGCAUGCUGCUAAAGUUCACACGGCAAGCAACAUAUUGAAACAGGACGAUCAACAUAGUGGCUGAUCAUGCUUCUGUGGUUUUCACUAAGGUUAUUGCAAUAGUUUGGCUUUCAUUUUACUGAUAUUUAAAGUGAAUUUUGAGGUCCUGAGAUCAGAGGACGUUGUGGUUGUACAAGUACAACUAUUAGUUUGUCUCAGAAUUAUACAAAAGGACCAUAAAUUUUCAAUCGUGUUA